GCGUCAGCUGAUGUGAAUCAAAUGUUAAGAAUCCCGGUACCUUUAUAAGUAGACACUUUGUACAAAGGACACGUUUACACAGUAAGCACGAAGCUAAAUCAUAAAUAUGAUAUCGACGACUACUAUGCCACGUACGGAACUAACCUUUCACUUCCGUACAUGCGUGGUUAUGCCACGUUGACAGGAACUUGCUUGAUAAAGGGAAAGUACUCAUAACAAGUUGCAUAGUUACAGUCAGUCGUGGCAAAGUUGCUAAUUUAUUGUUAUAAUAAAUUCAUGCACGUUUGAUUAACAAAUGUAUUAAUAUCUUUAAACAAUGACAUAUUUAAAUAAGUCAUUGAUAAGGAUGUCUAAUAGUGGCAUGUCUAAACACAUCAAUCACUUAUAGGAUAAAUAUAAGUUAACAAGUAUUACUUCCUGUUAGUGCUUUGGCUUUGCUACAAAAGGCAAGUAUUCGCAGCGAAGCUAUAUCUAAAUCCGGCAGUACCGAACAGCCAUGAAUAACUAAAGACUGCACCUUCCUCUUUUAAGCUAACGUGGACUUAAAAUGGUUCUCCUUUUCAUUCUACUGUUAUAUCUUGAAAGAGCUUUCUCCUCAAACGAAUUGUACUCAGCAGCAGACGGCAAAGAAAACGUAUAUACAUUCCAUCACAUGUAUUCGGAGACAUGGCCUGGAUAUGGUACAAAGCGCAUCCCUUCACUUAGCAGAGAACCUACCUAUCAUUAUCUGGUGGACAGCUAAUGGUAACCUCAGCCCUCAUGGUACAAUUGAUGGCAAAGUCACUUACACGCUACUUACCUGCCAUAACGGCGCCACUUGUUACUCUACUGUCGACAGGGAUGUGCUGCAUGACAAAAGGACGCGUGGCAUACUCUUCUAUGGUACUGAUGUUGAUCCUGAAGAUUUUCCAUUGCCGAGGAGAGAAUGGCACGAGUGGGCACUGAUACACGAGGAAUCACCCUUAAAUAAUUACAUGCUCAGCCAUAACCCAAUGAUUCAGCUUUUCAAUCAUACUGCUACUUUCAGUCACAAAUCUGAUUAUCCUUUGACGACAUUUGCCAUCCAUCAUCCAGACUAUUUGACUAGAAGACAACCUGUUAGUACAAAACAGAAAAAUGCUGCACAGAAAUCAAAAGGAUAUUCCCCUAUUGUCUACCUGCAGACACAUUGUGAUGUUCCCUCUGACAGAGACAGCUAUGUUGAGGAACUCAUGAAAUACAUCCAAGUGGAUUCAUAUGGUGAAUGUCUUAAUAAUAAAGAUUUACCUUUUCAUCUCAGAGACCCAGCUGCAACAUUUGAGCACAAUGACUUGCUUGACUUGCUAGCUGAAUACAAGUUCGCACUAGCAUUUGAAAAUGCAUACUGUGACGAUUAUAUGACUGAGAAACUUAUACGGCCAUUACACAUCGGUGUUGUCCCAAUUUACAAAGGAUCACCAGUAGUACAGAAAUGGAUGCCUAAUAAUCACAGCAUAAUUAUGAUUGAGGACUUCAAUUCCCCUAAAGAACUGGCUGAGUUUAUAACUUAUUUGGAUAACAAUGAUGAGGAAUAUGAGAAAUAUUUAGAGUUCAAGAUAAAAGGCAUAACCAACUCUCAUUUAAUAAAUUACCUUGAGAAACGCGAGUGGGAAGAGGGAAUGAAAGACUUUUUCAGGGGUUUCGAGUGCCAUCUGUGCAAGCAGCUUGCGGAACGCAUGGAGGCUGAACAGAAAAAGAAGCUAAACCCAGCUGUGACUCUUCCUCCCAUCCGUAUUGCCAACAGCUCACAUCUUGGAUGCCCCAUGCCUCAGCGCCUUCAGAUUCAGGGAAAAGAAGAACAGCUACGGUGGCCACUUAUUGACUGGACUGGCAUGUACUGGCAUGACCUCGAUCGAGCAAGGGCAGCUUACCAAAUGGUGAAAGCAGGGGAAACUAAUCCAUCAACAUUCAGAAAGUACCUCAGAGAAGAAAUGUCAAAAGCACAUAACAAGCACUAAAUUUCAUUUUUUAAAAGUGAAAUAUAAAGACAGGCAACAGCCAUGCAAGAAUUUUGUGCAAGCUUCCUUACAUUUACGAGAUACACCUAUUCAUUCGUACAUGAAAAAUGUUGCUAGAUUUAAAAUUUGCUUUUGAUUGUCAAGUAUCUGCAUUAUUAUAGACAUGAUGUAAUGGUAGCAAGUCUGUUGUGAGUUUUUUCCUCCCAUUUGAUAGUUAAAGAAAUAAUACAAGCACAUUAUGUACCAUAAAUUUUGGUCUUUUGAGUGUUUAUAAGCUGCACCCACUAAAUUUGUUAAAAAUCUCUCCUUUUUUUUCACACAAAAAAAUUAGUUUAUAAGCCGCAAAUACAUAGAACUUGAAAGCUGCAUUGUAGGCAUUUCAUCUCAUUUUCAGCAUGAUGAGGGUGUGUCUUUCAGCAACUGAUCUAAAUGCUUUAAUUGUAUGCAGCUUUGAUAUUAAAAUGUAAACAGUUAACACAUUAACAUGAGGUCACUGAAAAAUUAAUCAGAAUUUGAAAAAUAUGAAAAAAACUAUGAAUAAUCCACAUUGCAGUUUAAGCUGCAGGGUUUCAAGCUGAGGUAAAAAGUCACAACUUAUUAAGUUGGAAAUUUUCAGUCCAUCUCAAUCAUUAGUGACUGUCCACACUGGACCAUAAAGUCACAAAGAAUGGCUUCUUUGAUAUUUCCUCAGCUUUACUUUGGAUUUAAGAGCAAUGUGAUAUGUAUACACAGAAAAACACAAGGCUUGUGCACAUGCAGUAGGCAUCCAUACUCAUCCUAAUAUUUGAAAUGGUUUUCAUGCUUGAAACAUGUAGAUUUCUUGCAAGCCAAUUGCAAAUUUUAAAGAGAAGCAUAUCUAUGCAAUUUUCAUUUUUUUUCAAAAACACAAAGUCCACAGUGAUCAGCUCUUGAGUAGUAGAUAGUAAAGGUAUGUUUUUAUUGUUUCUGAAGUGAACCAUUUUAUGGCUAUGUAUUCCAACAGACACGCAUGGACUAGGCUUACCCAUUAUCAAGAAAUGCACCAACUUUGAGAACUUUGCACGAUCUGCAGUUGUGGAUGCCUAGCACAUAAAAAAUAACACAGACACAAAAUACUGUCAUCACUAUUAUUUACUCAUAAAAAUUAGUAAAAUUUUAUUAUUGGGUGCCUAGCUCAUUUAAU
This is a messenger RNA of Pomacea canaliculata, 3138 nucleotides long. RefSeq names its product alpha-(1,3)-fucosyltransferase 11-like. Lineage: Eukaryota; Metazoa; Mollusca; Gastropoda; Architaenioglossa; Ampullariidae. The transcript is spliced from 2 exons. The record is from RefSeq and is a predicted model, not a curated record. Gene Ontology annotation, cellular component: membrane. The coding region runs from base 678 to 1976 and encodes 432 amino acids. Gene Ontology annotation, molecular function: alpha-(1->3)-fucosyltransferase activity.